This is a messenger RNA of Lachancea fermentati, 2376 nucleotides long. The record is from the annotation of a GenBank genome assembly. NCBI's taxonomy places the organism in Eukaryota, Fungi, Ascomycota, Saccharomycetes, Saccharomycetales, Saccharomycetaceae.
AUGCCACAUAGUGAUUCGGAUUCUGAAUCGCAUCAUUCAAACGAGGGGCUUUCACCUACAGCCUCUCUGAAUGUCUCAUUAGCAUCUAUGAAUACAGAAGAGCACAAUGAGCUUUAUGACCAUAGGCAGCAUCCUGAUUCAUUACCAGUGCGUACCACUUCUGAUGGCAAUGCUUCCAAUUUGACACAAAUGUCUCACCAGAACAAAGAGCGUUUCAAAGGUGGCAGCGAACCACGUGCCAAAGCCCGUCCCUUGAAUUCCGGCAUAAGCUUCGAUGAUGAUUCAGAUAAUGAAAUGGCUAUUGGAAGUCAACAGUUCCGAUCAUCGGCGUUACAUGCUGCUAACAUAAGACCCAGCCGCUUGGCCCAUUCAAUACCUCACCAAAAGCAGCUGUUUACAGCAAAUGGUCAGCUCAUUAAAAACCCACCUCUUGCAGCAAGAAGGAGCUCAAAAACGAAUACAAAUGGAGAACCGUCUGCCAGUAAGCAAAAAUCUAGAGCUAAUUCUGAUUCUUCCUCGACUAAUCAUAUGCACUUCUUGAGCAAAACUCUAUCUUCCAGAUCAAAUCAAAGCGAGUCUAAUACACACGAACAUGCUAUGCGGAGAAGAUUAUCCAAAGCGACGAUUGAAAGUGACAACUCCCACGCAUCCAGAGAAUCGCAAGAGACAGAAGAAGAUGUUUGUUUCCCCAUGCAACAUCCAGAACAUAAGCGUAUCAACGGUAUCGAUUUUGACGACCUAGAAGAGUUUGUCAUUCAAUCUAAUGAAGAAAAUUUGAACAACAACACAGUCACAAAUGUCACACCUCCUAACACAUCUCCAACUUAUUUGAACAAAGAAGGAUCCUCCUCCUCGACUUCGACUACCACAUCAACAGCUGCUUUGAAAUAUACUCCAAAAGUAGUUCAAGAGAGAGUUCAGUCAGGCGACGCUGUAGCACCCCAGAUAAAUCCAGGGAUUGUGUUUGGUAGCAACAAGGUGGAGAAUGAUUUUCCAGAACACGACAAUGGAAACUGUAGGCAUUCGGAAAACUACGUUCUUCCCGACAGAUUCUCAUUCUUUCGCUCUGACUCAGACGAGACGAUUCAUGCUCCAAGUAUCCCAUCGCUUGUAAAGCCUGGCGAGACUUUCCGUGAAUUAUUCAAGGAUGGCUCCCCAACUUGGUGGUUGGAUUGCGUUUGCCCAACGGAUGAGGAAAUGCGUUGUAUUUCAAAAGCAUUUGGGCUACAUCCUUUGACCGCAGAAGAUAUCAGGAUGCAAGAAACCCGUGAAAAGGUCGAGCUUUUCAAAUCCUACUAUUUUGUGUGUUUUCACACCUUCGAAAAUGACAAAGAGUCCGAAGAGUUUUUAGAGCCCAUCAAUGUUUACAUCGUGGUUUUUAGAGAGGGUGUCUUGACUUUCCAUUUUGGUCCAAUAGAGCAUUGUUCCAAUGUCCGUAGACGUGUCAGACAACUACGAGACUAUGUCGAUGUAAGUUCUGAUUGGCUGUGUUAUGCGUUAAUUGACGAUAUUACCGACAGUUUCGCUCCAGUGAUCCAAGCAAUUGAGUACGAAGCAGAUGCGAUUGAGGACUCAGUGUUUAUGGCUCGGGAUCAAGAUUUUGCUGCAAUGCUUCAAAGAAUUGGUGAAAGUAGACGUAAGACAAUGACUUUAAUGAGGUUGUUAAGUGGAAAGGCAGACGUCAUCAAGAUGUUUGCCAAGAGAUGUCAAGAUGAAGUAAAUGGCAUCGGGCCGGCACUUACAUCUCAACUCAACAUAGCAAACUUACAAUAUUCUCAACCCGGCAUCAGUAAAGAUGAUUUUGCCAGGCAGGGUACGCCCACAAACUACACCAAUAGAGCUCAACCACGAGCUGAUAUUGCAUUAUAUUUGGGUGAUAUACAAGAUCAUGUUGUCACAAUGUUUCAAAAUCUGUUAUCUUACGAAAAGAUUUUCUCUCGCUCUCAUGCUAAUUACUUGGCUCAACUGCAAGUAGAGUCGUUCAACUCCAAUAACAAAGUAACUGAGAUGCUAAGCAAAGUGACAAUCAUAGGUACUAUUCUGGUUCCUCUCAACGUAGUAACUGGUUUGUUUGGUAUGAAUGUACAUGUACCAGGUCAACAUGGAGCAACGGGUUCUGACUAUGGGUGGUUUUUUGGUAUUCUGGGUGUUAUGAUUUUUAUAGCUUUAUUCUCUGCCGUGGCGGCAUCCUGGUGGUUAAGCAGGAUCACCGCACCUUCCACUUUAAACGAGGCUUCGGAAAGUGGUACAAGAUCCAUCAUUAGCACGUUUAGACCAAGGGGUACCCGUGGAUCGAAACCCUUUGACUUUUCGAGACCUCAAAAAUCUAACAGGUCCUUGACCUCUCUUCCAACAAAAAUUACACGUUAUAAUUAA